Habropoda laboriosa is the source of this 413-nucleotide messenger RNA. RefSeq lists its product as uncharacterized. Gene Ontology annotation, molecular function: odorant binding. The record is from RefSeq and is a predicted model, not a curated record. NCBI's taxonomy places the organism in Eukaryota, Metazoa, Arthropoda, Insecta, Hymenoptera, Apidae. The transcript has 4 exons. The coding region runs from base 87 to 413 and encodes 108 amino acids.
UCUUGUCGCGAGAUUCCUCUUGAAACUGUCGUCACUCGACACUUUUUCCCAAUAAACAUUUGUGAAUUAUUAAUAUCCUGAAGAACAUGAAGACCGUCGCUAUUCUCCUCUGCACUCUUUACCUCGCCUCUUACGCGGUAGUUCACGCUGACGACAAUGUGCUAUCCUCUUGUAUGGAGAAAAUGGGUCUCACUAUUGGCGAUCUACCAAGUCUGUUUCGCGACAACACCGACGAAGGACGAAGAAAGCGUGGCUGCGUAGAAGCCUGCAUCAUGCAGGGUCUUGGUCUGAUGAACGGAAACGUCAUUGAUAUGCAGAAAAUCAGUGAACAAAUUGACAAAGUGAUAGAUGACGACGAAAAGAAGGAGAGCGCACGCAAAGCUGUACAGGAGUGUGUAGAUGAAGGUAAAUAG